AUGGGUAGAAAGAAAAAAACUUUUCAUAAACCUUCAAUUCAAAUUGAAACUGGCAAUGAUAGAUACGAUAAUCAGGCUGGUAGAAUAAAAGCCAUAAAUACAUGGGAUGAUAUUGAACACGAUUCCGAAGAUGAUUAUCAUGAAAGGAGAGGAAGAAUUUUAAUAGAUGACGGUCAAAAACAAGAUGAAUCUGAAUCAUCUGAAGAAGAAGUAUUUGCUUUACAAACUGGUGAUACAUCAUCUGAUGAAAACCAAGAAGACGAUUUAGUGUCUUCAGAAGAUAUUGAUGAUAUCGAUGAUUUUGAUUCACAGACUUGGGGCACUCAAGAUUUCUUUGAUGAGUUUGACAUUAGAUCUGACUCAAAAAAAGAUAUGGAUAUAGAGAAUGAAAAAAAACUCAUGGAAAGGCUUAAUCAAGAGGUUAAAAAAAUAGCUCUUGAACCUCAAGGCGAAAUACAACCGGAAAUUAUAAAUAAAGGUCUUUAUUCAAACCUUUCCAGAACCGAAAUUAUAGAAAUUUUGCAGGAUGAAUCACCUGAGCUUUUUGAAUUAAUGAACGAAUUUAAAGAAAAACUUUCGAUACUCAAGAAUACGUUAACACCUAUAAUAGAAAAGGCCAAGAAAAGGAACAUUAAAGAUGAUCCAGCCAUGAAAUUUUUAUCUAUAAAAUAUUAUACGUUGUUUAAUUAUCUUACCAAUAUCUCCUUUUACCUUUUCUUGAGAUCGUCUGGAACACGUCAUUUACGAACGCAUCCUGUAAUUGACGCGCUUGUAGACCUCAGAACAACUUGGGACAAAUUAGAGAUCUUAGAAAGUAAAAUGGAAGAUGUAAUUAACGAGUUUAUUGAUAGGUUAGAGACAGAUGAACAAAUCGAUCAAAAUGAGAUGGCAGACUCAGAAUUGGUAGUUGAUGAAAUAAUUAAGCAACCACAGAAAUCAAUUGAUUUAAAAGUCAAGAAAGUUAAAACUGCAAAGUCAAAAAAAGAAAACAAUGAAUUGACAGAAUCCAAUCUUCAGAACAAAUCAGAUAAAGGAAAAUUAAUAAAGAAAAUAACUAAUGAACCAAUCAAGAUAAAAUCUCAAAAAUUAGAUGAAAUUAUGAGCGAAGAAAGUGAUCAUGAGAGCAUAAAUGAUCAACCAAAUAUUGCGGUUACAUUGAUUGAACCAGAAUUUGAGGAUACGGAUUUGGGAGAUUUGGAUGCUUUAGAUGACGUGGAUGCUAAUGAUAAGACACAAAAAAGAAAAUCACUGCGACAUCAUAUUGCGAAGAUUGAUCAGACUUUAGCUAAGCGUGAAAAGGCGAUUCGCCUUAGUGGGGACACCGAUAUACCUUAUAAAGAUAAGGAAAAGGGUGUAGUUAAACCAAUAAACAAUCAGAAUGAUGGUGACGACUUGGAUGAUUUAGAUUGGAAUGAUGAUGAUGAAAAGAUAGCAAACGAUAUGGAAAACGAAGAUGAAGAAGAUGCUUUUUAUUUAGCAGUGCAGAAAGCUAAGAAAGCUAAGGAUAAACAAAAGAAAUUGGAGCACGAACAGUUGAUUAAGAAUAAUAAAGUUGUUUAUGAGGAAGACAUACUUCCAGAUGGUUCUAAACGGCAGAUUAAUUAUCAGAUACUCAAGAAUAAAGGUCUUAUACCACACCGUAAGAAAGAACAACGCAAUCCACGAGUUAAGCAUCGUAACAAAUACGAGAAGGCAAAGAAAAGAAUCAAAAGUUUCAAAAGAGUUGUGGUUCAACAAGAGGGAUCUUACGGGGGUGAGAAAACCGGUAUUAAACCUAAAUUAUCAAGAAGUAUUAAAUUUG
Messenger RNA from Funneliformis geosporum, 1801 nucleotides. The record is from the annotation of a GenBank genome assembly. Lineage: Eukaryota; Fungi; Glomeromycota; Glomeromycetes; Glomerales; Glomeraceae.